UUGGCAUCAGCUGCUGUGGUCCUAGACCUAGAGAGAGGAUACAGUAGAUACUGUUGAAGAGGACUACUCGGGCGGCACGGGAAAGCAAAGGAAAUAAGAAACACCGCCGAUAAAUAUAAACGGACACGUCGGAGCACACAGUACAUACGUUAAACAUUUUCAACUUACAAUCUUGUUUCUCUGGUCAAGACGUCCCGACUAAGAGCUCACGAAAGAGGAGAUGAUAUGUUGACCCAGACCCGGCUUCUGCUCAGACUGCCCCAGUGUAGUAGGGUGUGGAGUGUGGACCGAGGCCCAUUCAGCUGACACUGUAACACACACCGUGGGCUGUGGAGCUGGAGUAGGAGGGAGGUACAUCGGAAGGAGCGAUGGAGAGAACAGAGAAGGAGAGGUGGAGGGAGGCAGAGAGAACAGGAGCCCAGUGGAUCAACCGUGGGGAGGAGGAGGAGAUGGAGGUGUGUGGGUUCGUGCCGUGCGCUUGGCGGCUGUGUGUGCUGGCUCUGGGCUGCGUGCUGUCGGGGGGUCUGCUGGCUCUGCUGCUGCUCUGGGUCCCCCAGUGGAGCGUCCGCUGGGCGUGCGUGCCUGCGCCCCUCCACCUGGCGUCUGUCCUGCUGCUGCGCACCACUGAUGAGUUUGGCCAGUAUUUCCGGGUUUGGGUGCAGACACUGCAGGUUCCUGGGGUGGACCCCCUUGGGCUGGGUGCAGCAGGAGAGGGGGCAGAAGUGGGACAGAGCUUUAGCAAGGGACCGCUGGAGAGUACACAACCUCAACAGGUGCGGUACUUCUGCCUGCAGUCGGUGGUGUAUGUGUGGAGCGCUGGGUCUCAGGGCUUCGCCCAGCUCACUGCUCUGGACUGUGGCAUCCCUGUGAGAGACUUCUACUGCCGGCAUAGCGCUGGACUUCCGCCAAGCACACAGCAGUAUAGGAGGCUGUUCUAUGGAAUCAAUCAGAUUGAAGUGAAAGUGCCUUCUAUUCCCAAGCUACUCAUCAAGGAGGUGCUCAACCCUUUCUAUAUCUUCCAAGUCUUCAGUGUUAUUCUCUGGUCUCUGGACGAUUAUUAUUACUACGCCUCAGCUAUCUUAAUGAUGUCACUGCUAUCUGUCUGUACCUCACUGUAUACUGUGCGUAAGCAAUACAUCCUUCUCCAUGACAUGGUGUCUGCCCACAAUGUGGUGAGGUGCACCAUCUACAGAGGAGACCAGGACACUGAGGAGAUCCUUUCCACUGACCUCGUACCUGGUGAUGUCAUGGUAAUCCCAGCCAAUGGCAUGAUGAUGCCCUGUGAUGCAGCUUUGAUAGGCGGGACUUGCAUCGUCAAUGAGAGCAUGCUGACUGGGGAGAGUGUGCCAGUGACCAAGACCCAAUUGCCACUGCCUCCCUGUGGUGGUGGCCCAGAUGGUGCCCUCCCAGAGCCUCUGUAUGACCCAGAAGAACAUCGAAGACACACCCUCUUCUGUGGUACGCAGGUCAUCCAGACACGCUACUACAGCGGAGAAAGGGUGCGAGCUGUGGUCAUCCGUACAGGGUUCUGCACAGUGAAGGGUCAGCUGGUCAGGUCCAUCCUGUACCCGAAGCCAUCUGACUUCCGGCUCUACCGAGAUGCCAUUCGCUUCCUGCUGGGGCUGGUGUGCGUGGCAGCCGGGGGCAUGGCCUACUCCAUCUACAUCAGCGCUUCCAUGGGGGAGUCAGUGGGCCGGAUCCUCGUGGAGGCCCUGGACAUCAUCACCAUCACGGUGCCGCCAGCGCUGCCUGCUGCCAUGACCGCUGGGAUCGUGUAUGCCCAGCACCGGCUCCGGCAAAAGGGCAUCUUCUGCACCAGCCCCCAGAGGAUCAACACGAGCGGUCAGAUCAACCUGGUUUGCUUUGACAAGACUGGCACUCUGACUGAGGAUGGCCUUGACCUGUGGGGAGUCCAGAGAGUUCAGGACAGUAGGUUCGGUCCUCCAGAGCAGGAGGUGGCGACAGAGGGCCAGUCUCAUUCUCCCUUCCUGGUAGCCAUGGCUUCCUGCCACUCCCUGACCCGCAUUGAGGGACAGUUGACUGGGGACCCCCUUGAUAUCAAGAUGUUUGAGGCCACAGGCUGGGUUCUGGAGGAGCCCAGCCCUGAUGAGACCUCAAACCAUGACCUCAUCAUGCCCACUGUGGUCCGGCCCGCUAAACCUUCCCCCCUGGAAACGCCCCCAUGUCAGGAGCAGGACCCGGAUAUCAGAGAACUGAUGGGGCGAUACGAGGUGGGGGUGCUGGCUCAGUUCCCGUUCUCCUCGGGCCUGCAGCGCAUGAGCGUGGUGACCCGCGUCCUGGGGGAGCGCAGGCUCAGGGCCUACCUGAAGGGGGCGCCGGAGACCGUGGUCCGCCUGUGCCGCCCGGACACGGUGCCGGCGGACUUCUGGGAGGUGCUGGACGGUUACACCCGGCAGGGUCUGAGAGUGAUCGCGCUGGCUCAUCGGCAGCUCGAACCCAAGUUCACCUGGCACCGCCUGCAAACCAUCAGCCGUGAGGUGAUCGAGUGUGAGAUGGAAUUUCUGGGUCUGCUGAUGCUGCAGAAUAAACUGAAGCCCCAGACAGUGCCCGUGCUGGCCGAGCUCCACCGAGCCAACAUCCGCACCGUCAUGGUAACAGGGGACAGCAUGCUGACGGCGGUCUCCGUGGCGAGGGAGUGCGGUCUCAUCCCGCCCCACUCGCAGGUGAUCAUCACCGAGGCCCAGCCCCCCCGGGAGGGGCAGCCGGCCACCGUGUCCUGGAGCUACAGCCAGGACAGCCCCCGCGCCCAGCGCCAGGAGAGCCGGGUCAGCGUGGGCCCGCAGCAGCCCCACGCCCUGCCCAGCUACCACUUCGCCAUGAGCGGCCGCACCUUCGCCAUCAUCCUGGAGCACUUCUCCGAGCUGCUGCCCAAGUUAUUGCUGUGUGGGACGGUCUAUGCCAGAAUGGCCCCUGACCAGAAGACACAGCUUGUGGAAGAGCUGCAGAAAGUAGACUAUUAUGUGGCAAUGUGUGGAGAUGGAGCCAAUGACUGCGGGGCCCUAAAGAGAGCCCACACAGGGAUCUCUCUCUCAGAGCUGGAGGCCUCUGUGGCCUCUCCCUUCACCUCUCGAACCCCAGACAUCUCCUGUGUGCCACACCUCAUACGGGAGGGAAGGGCAGCUCUAGUGACGUCAUUCUGUGUGUUCAAGUUCAUGGCCCUCUACAGCAUUAUCCAGUACCUGUGUGUGCUGCUCCUCUAUUCUAUCCUCAGUAAUAUGGGAGAUUCUCAGUAUCUGUUCAUUGACAUCGCCAUCAUCAUGUCUUUGGCUUUUACCAUGAGUCUGAGCCCUGCCUGGAAAGAGUUAGUGGCACAGCGCCCCCCCUCCUCCCUCCUCUCUCCCUCUCUUCUGCUCUCUGUCAUCGGGCAGAUCUUACUGGCUCUCUCCUUCCAGACAGCCACCUUCCUGCUGGCCCACACAUACUCCUGUGAAUCUGCCCAGAAUGAGACUCACCCCUCUGAUUGGCUGGCUGGGAACCUAUCAACGAUGACAGCCAAUGGGAGUGGGGUCCUGAUGAGCGAGGAAGAUGAAGACGAGUCUCACAAUAUCCAGAAUCUGCAGAAUACCAGCCUUUUCUUCGUAUCUGGCUGCCAGUACCUCACUGUGGCGCUGGUCUUCAACAGAGGACCUCCAUUCAGACAGCCCCUCUACAACAACUAUCUGUUUGUGCUGUGCAUCCUGUCCUCCUAUUGUUUCUUGAUUGUCAUACUGCUGUAUCCUGUACCAGCUCUGCAGGACUUUUUCGAGCUGGUCUGUAUACCUAUGGAGUGGCGGUUGACCUUGCUGGGCCUGAUCAUUGUCAACUUGAUCCUGUCCUUCACGCUGGAGAGCAUCAUCAUUGACUGCAAGGAGAUAUGGCAGAGGCAUUGCACUGGUCAAAAGCUCCACACCGAGACACACGCUGACACGCACUGCCCACAGAUGGAAGUGGACGGAAUGUCACUGCAGCGCAGUCCCCAUGGUAGCUGUUGCCACAGGUCCCAUCCUCCCAGGGCCCGGUACCAGCGUCUGGCCCAAGAGCUCCUACUGGAUCCUAGCUGGCCUCCCCACCCUAGCACUAAAAUAAAACCCCCCAGCUGCCCUGAAAAUAGCAUUGUGCAAGGCCAGGCACCUCAGACAACUCCACUCUGACUAACUAUGGUAAUGGAGACUGGACAGAACCACGGAAAGUGGCAAGGGUUUAAAUCUUUUCUUAAUUGUGCUUGUGAUUCAGUUUUAGUGGGAGUGACUAUAUUUGAUUUGUAUCCUUACUGAUAUUGUGCAAAAAACAACCCCUAAGAUCCUGUCAAAUUAAAUGAAAGGAAAGCACCUUUACAUCUAGACAACAAUUUCAGUAAGCAAGUGAACUUUUGUGCCAAAUCAUUCCUCUAUGUAGAUUCAUCUGGCCAUCAGUAUUUAAUGUGAAUAGGAGGGUAAUCCCUGCUGCUGCAGUAACACAAUAUGUGUGUGUGUGUGUGUGUGUGGGAGAGAGAGAGAGAGAGAGAGUGAACAAAUGAAUGAAACUGAAAAAGAACAACGGCAAUCCUUACUAAAUUUAAAACUAAAUGUAAACAGUGUUAGUUCUCAUACAUCUGUCAUUGCCAUCCAGAUGUGUCUGAAUAAUUCUGUAAUAGUGAAUGUAGGGGAAGAGGUAGAUUUGAAACUAUUGUGUAUUUACAGUUAUUUAUAUAACUGAAACACAGCACAGUUUUGUAGUGUGAUUUUCUUAAGAUAUUCAGAGUGGUUUUCACUUUAAAUCAGCAUUUCUGUUGAACAGACUUGCUUCUUAAAUAUGUUCUCCUGGUUGCUUUAAACAUGUUUAUUUUUAGCAUGUACCAGUAUGUAUAUUUGGGCAAACAUGCAAUCUAAUAUAUGUAUAUGUAUAUAGGAAGGCCUGAUAUGGCAUCAAUAAAUUUGUAUCUUAUGAACCAA
Molecule: messenger RNA, 4931 nt
Organism: Anguilla anguilla (European eel)
Lineage: Eukaryota; Metazoa; Chordata; Actinopteri; Anguilliformes; Anguillidae
Product: probable cation-transporting ATPase 13A3
Exons: 32
Coding region: 369-4151 (1260 amino acids)
Biological process (GO): intracellular calcium ion homeostasis; polyamine transmembrane transport
Cellular component (GO): late endosome membrane
Molecular function (GO): ATPase-coupled monoatomic cation transmembrane transporter activity; ATP hydrolysis activity; P-type ion transporter activity
Source: RefSeq, a predicted model, not a curated record